Molecule: messenger RNA, 701 nt
Organism: Mus musculus (house mouse)
Lineage: Eukaryota; Metazoa; Chordata; Mammalia; Rodentia; Muridae
Gene: Znrd2
Product: zinc ribbon domain containing 2
Exons: 4
Coding region: 39-638 (199 amino acids)
Biological process (GO): proteasome-mediated ubiquitin-dependent protein catabolic process; host-mediated suppression of viral genome replication
Cellular component (GO): cytoplasm
Molecular function (GO): ubiquitin-like ligase-substrate adaptor activity; protein sequestering activity
Source: RefSeq, marked validated
GGAUCACUUCCGGUGAGCCCAGCAGUGACCACGGCAACAUGGCCUUGAACGGUGCAGAUGUCGACGAUUUCACCUGGGAGCCUCCGACUGAAGCUGAGACGAAGGUGCUGCAGGCGCGACGGGAGCGGCAGGAUCGCAUCUCCCGUCUGAUGGGGGACUACCUGCUCCGUGGUUACCGCAUGCUGGGCGACACGUGCGCCGACUGCGGGACGAUCCUCCUGCAAGAUAAACAGCGGAAAAUCUACUGUGUGGCUUGUCAGGAGCUCGACUCAGACGUGGAUAAAGAUAACCCGGCACUGAAUGCACAGGCGGCGCUCUCUCAAGCUCGGGAACACCAGCUGGCCUCAUCUACAGAGCCUGCCUCGAGCUCUCGGCCCCCAUCCCAGCCACCAGUACCCCGUCCAGAGCACUGUGAAGGCGCAGCAGCCGGGCUCAAGGCAGCCCAGGCGCCUCCUCUUCCGGCUGCACCUCCAAAUACGGACGCGGUGGCUUCCACACAGACGGCCCUCCUGCAGAAGCUAACCUGGGCGUCAGUCGAGCUGGGCUCUAGCACCUCCUUGGAGACUAGUAUCCAGCUCUGUGGGCUUAUCCGGGCUUGCGCCGAGGCCCUAGGCAGCCUGAAACAGCUGGAUCACUGAGACCUCUAUCCUGAUCCCUGUUCCCCUGAGAAAAACCCUCCAGAAAAACAGUUUUUCCUCCGC